CAUUCCGCACCCGUUAUAUCUUUGCCCAAUUGUUAUCGCUUCGGUACGCUGCGUCUGCUUGCUAGGGUUUCCUAUAAUCUGAUCUCCAUGUUUCCAUCAACCCUAAUCCUAAUCAAGAAAGGAUUCAUCUGAUUCCCAUUAAUCACCUCAAUCCCCUGAUUCCACUCUCAAUACUCCUCUUGCUUCAUCAAAAACCCUAAUAUUCGCAUCAUCAAUUAUGAUCAUCAACUCGUCUCCCUUCAUGAACUCCGUCCUUGUCCUUCAGAACCUUCGCGUAUUCGGUCCUGGCUUGAAUCCUUUUAAUCCCUAUUGCGUCGCUCAUCACUCUCGCUAAUUUCCCCCUUUAUACGUCUAUUACUGCUCUGAUUUCUGUUAGUUUUCCCGUUUCUCGUUCGUUUAAUAUGUAAACACGUAAAAAGAACAAGAUUUUGUUGUCUGUUCCCUUCUGUUUCCCGCGAAAACAAAGAAUAGUUGUUUUGGGGAUUUGUAUUCUAGGGUUUUUUUAUUGGAUCGUCGUUUUUAUUUGGAUUGGGGUGUCGUUUUUGGGUGUUGGAUUGAGAAAAGAUGCUGGAGGCGCAGCCAGUGUUGUUCAGGAGAAGCCCGUCGAGGAGGCGCAUGCUGAGGCCUGGCGUUGGUACCGACGAUAGAGGUUGGACUUCUCUUCAUGUUUGCGCCCGCAAAGGUGAUCUCAAACUGGUAAAAAAACUUCUUGAUGAAGGAAUGGAUGUCAAUGUGACUGCAUGGGGCCCUAAAUCACAAGGCGUGACCCCUCUUCACCUUGCUGCUGAAGGUGGCCACCUCGGAGUGAUGGAUGAACUGCUGGAACGUGGUGCUGACAUUGAUGCUAGAACAAAGGGUGCUUGUGGCUGGACACCACUCCAUAUUGCUGCCAAAGAAAGGAGGAGGGAUGCCGUGAAAUUCUUGGUUGAGAACGGAGCUUUCUUGCCACCUGAUAUGAACGACAGCAGAUUCAAUCCCCCGCUUCAUUACUGCCCUGGACUUGAAUGGGCCUACGAGGAGUUGAAGCGACUUCGAUGUGAGGACUUGUCAUCGGGGGAGACAUCUUACAGUUCUGAAAACUAAUUUGCUCUUUCAUGGAUGUUGCUUGGUGCUUGGAUAUCUUGUGUCAAUAAGUGAAGAAGUGAGAUAACAACUUAUUUGUUACAGAGUAUGAAUAAGUUGUUGCAUGAAUGAGGACAUAUAAGCAUUUUAAUGUGUUGGGCUCUUGCUAUAGGAACGAUGUUAUGUAACUGUUAAUGUGCUAUACUUGGAUGUUGUGCGAUUAUUAUCAUUUGUGCAUUGUCUGAACUCUGUUCUGAAGCUAACUAUGUAAGUAUUGCUGUUUUGAACGCUUAGUAUUUUUCUGUUGAACAACUACAGAA
Arachis stenosperma is the source of this 1382-nucleotide messenger RNA. RefSeq names its product phytochrome-interacting ankyrin-repeat protein 2-like. The transcript is spliced from 3 exons. The record is from RefSeq and is a predicted model, not a curated record. Bases 565 to 1083 code for a protein of 172 amino acids. Lineage: Eukaryota; Viridiplantae; Streptophyta; Magnoliopsida; Fabales; Fabaceae. Gene Ontology annotation, molecular function: protein binding.